AUGACAAGAUUAAAUAAAUUUAUAUUUAAUAUUUGUUCAGCUAUUUGUCUUGAUCAGUUAGUUAAUUUACCAUCAAAUGAAAAUAUUCAAAGUGCAUUUCGAAAUUUUCAAAAUAGUCAAAUUAUUUCAUUUGUUGAUUGUUUUUUAGAAUCAGACUUAUAUUAUUAUCAUAUUUAUUCAUAUCCAUAUACAUGGAACUUUUUUAAUAAUAUAACAAAUAAUUUUCCUGGCGGAUUAUUUAAAUAUGUUCGUGAAAUAUCAUUACUUGAUGAACGUCCAUUUCAACAUGAAUUUUUUCUUCGAAUUGCUCACUCAUUUCCAUUUAUCAAUAAAUUAACUUUAAAUAAUCGUGAACCACAAGAAAAUGAUAAUCAACAAUGUUUAAUCAUAAAAUAUCAUCAUCUUACUAUACUUGAUCUUGUUAAAGCUCAUGAGAAUUAUGUCGAAGAAUUUUUAGACAGUACUAAGACGUAUUUAUUAAACAAUGUUCAUCUUUAUGUACGUUAUGGUUCUUUACAAAAAGCAACAGACGAUUUUACAAGAGAUGUAACACAAGUUAAUUGUUCCAAAAUCAUUCGUCUUGUAGUGUUUGGCCAUAAUAUAGAACUUCCAAAAUUAAAAGACUAUUUUCCUCAUGCAAAUAUCUCCUGA
Molecule: messenger RNA, 651 nt
Organism: Rotaria sp. Silwood2
Lineage: Eukaryota; Metazoa; Rotifera; Eurotatoria; Philodinida; Philodinidae
Source: the annotation of a GenBank genome assembly